Lentinula edodes (shiitake mushroom) is the source of this 1033-nucleotide messenger RNA. Its product is annotated as COP9 signalosome. The transcript is spliced from 6 exons. The record is from RefSeq and is a predicted model, not a curated record. Bases 67 to 876 code for a protein of 269 amino acids. NCBI's taxonomy places the organism in Eukaryota, Fungi, Basidiomycota, Agaricomycetes, Agaricales, Omphalotaceae.
CGGCCCGGCCGGAUUUGAUUGCGCACACUUUAUCCAGGACUAUCAGCAAUAUCAGUGUGUAUCACAAUGGCAAAUGGUCCUCCAACGCCACCUCCGACGACCGAUGUUGAAAUUCAAGACGAGGCCAGAAUGAACGAUACUCUUCCUCCCGCUGUCGAUGGAACAUCUGAUCCAGCACCGGAAGCAACUUCUGCCCAACCUCCACCGCAACAAUCGAACCAGAUUCAGGACCCUUACGGGCUCAUUUUUCCAAGAAUUGCAGAACUCGCCACACAGAAGCGAUGGAUCGAGUUGAUAGAUAUAGCAGAGAUUACAGAAAUUAAUGCCAAUAAUGACCAGAAACUUUCCCGAUUGUUCGUGAUCGUACCUCUAGUUUUAGCAUACCUCAUAAAGAAUGAUCUUCCUAUCGCGAAACUUGUCCUGGAACGCCUACCUCCCGAUAUAAGAUUGAACCCUUUAAUAAAGAAUCUUGGGUUGCUUACUACAUCAUAUUCAGCUGGAGCAUAUGAACAAAUAUAUAGCAACGCAAACGCGUUGGUGAACGCCGUGGCAAAACCUGAAUUUCAACAACCUGAGCUUGCACAAGUGAUCAAUAUCAUGGUCGAGUCUUUUCUGUUCUCGUUCCGAGAUAGGACCUUCUUGUUGCUUUCUAGAGCAUACACUUCCAUCACCCUCUCGCUCGCUGAAAUGUAUUUUGGUCUGGGUUCUUCGGAACUUUUACCAGUUGCUGCUCGUCAUGGGUGGGCCUACGAUACAUCUACAAAGGUUCUGAAGCCUGUGCCAACAAACGAACCUGCUUCAUUCGUUGCCCCAGCUGUCUCCUCACUUGUUAAUUUCAACUUCAUUGCCCAGAGUGUAUCACAACUUGAGAUGUAGUAUAUCCAGGCAAAAAUAUUGUACGAACAUGAGAACAAAAACUAGGCGUUGCGCAUCAUUUACCAUCUCGAAUUGUUGCACUAUACUAUGUAUGUAGCCAAAUUGAAAGAAGUCUGAGGCGCUUAAAUUGAAAAACUACCUUUUGACCUUGCACAUC